Closterium sp. NIES-65 is the source of this 1830-nucleotide messenger RNA. Lineage: Eukaryota; Viridiplantae; Streptophyta; Zygnematophyceae; Desmidiales; Closteriaceae. The record is from the annotation of a GenBank genome assembly.
AUGCCUCGUCUCUACCAUAGGUCUCAGCUUGCGCUGCACAUCAAGCGGGCCAUUUGUGCCCAUCAUCAGGCAAACCCUCUGCUGCGCCACGUGGACCUCGCACGAUGGUGUUUCACGCGUUUUGGUGUGAGGCCCGACCGUUCGACCAUUGGUCGCGUUCUCAAAGGCGCCGACCGGUGGGACGUUCCUGAUGACGCCGUGGACGCCAUUCGCGUCCGCGGCGGGGCAUACCCCGAACUGGAGCGCUCGAUGGCACGAUGGAUUUCGAAUGCAGGCCCCGCUGGCGUCCCUCUGACCCUCGCCACUAUUCGCGACCAUGUUGCGACGAUGGCGCGUGCGAACGGCGUUCCGCCGACUUUCCGUUGCUCCAUCGGCUGGGUCCGCCGUGCGCUGCGCCGCCAGGGAGUACGGUGCAUGAGCGCGGUCGGCGAGGCGGCCGACCAGGAUCUCAACGCAGUGCGCACCACUAAGGAGAAGCUUCCUCAGCUUCUCAUGCAUCUCGGCGUGCGCCCGCGUGAUACUUUCAACUUCGACGAGACUGCGCUGUAUAUCAGCGUGCUUCCUCACAAAACGUACGGCACGGGCAGGUCGGCCGGGCGGAAGGUUUCGAAGGACCGCCUGACCGUCGGCUUCUUGGUUAAUGCGGACGGGACGCACGCAUUCCGUCCGCUUGUCAUCUCCAAGGCUAAGCGGCCACACGAUUUCAGGCUGGAUUUCGACCCCGAGGAGUAUUGCUACUGGCGCAACACCGCUAAGGGGUGGAUGACCAAAGCCCUCGACACCGCUAUGUACGCAGAGGGCCGCCAAGUCGUCGUGCUGCUCGACAACGCGAGCAGUCACACACUGACAACCGAGGGCGCCGAAACCGAGGAUCUAUUCGGGUUCCGCACGCGAAAGCUCAGUAACGUGCGCCUCGUCUACCUGCCGCCGAACACCACCUGCUUCACGCAGCCACUCGACCAGGGGAUGAUCGCCAUGACGAAGGCGCGGUACCGCCAGCACUGGCUCCGCGCCUUCACCGGCAUGUGGACUGCUGAUGGCGCGACUUCCGCGGCGGCAAGGUUCAAGCCGAACCUCCGUCGCGUGCUGGAAUGGCUCCAUGACGCGUGGAUGAAUAUCCCGCACGUCACUAUCCAGCGCUGCUGGUGGCGCACCGAGUGCCUACCGCGGGCGUGGGCGAUGGAACUCCCGCACGUGGAACAAAGCGGCGACUCACAAGUCCAGGCUGGGGGUGACAUUGGCCUGGACGAGGAGCUGAACGACGUAGGCUUUUUAAUCGAUCGACUCGGCCUCGGGCCGUCCGCGCUGCCUGCUUCCGAGUUCGUCGGAAUUGACGACAACCAGCCGACGUGCGCCGAGCCGGGCGAGGACCCCCUGGCGCGGGAGCCAGCGUCGGCGCAGACGGCGAAUAUGUGGGAGGCGCCGGCGGCGACGCAAGCGGUGUACGACGAUAACAACCCUGCGACGCGCGAAGCUCGUCGCACUGCAUGCGCCGCCUGCGAGAUGCUCAUUGGGUACGCGCGUGCGACGUGCAUCACGCCGAGAGAUUUGUGCGCGCUGUUUGACAUCCGCAACCCCAUGAUCAUCGCGCGGAUGGAGCGUGCAAGCCCGGCACUUAAUCUUAACGCUACUCCGCCGCCAGCGCCGACACACGAGGACACCCCGCCGGCUGAGACUCCACGUCGCCGCGGUCGCCUUUUGCCGGCGUGGAUGGCGGUGCCGACCCCUGACUGGGUUGCCCAAUCUGCUCGCCGGCAGGAGCUUAUCGACGCUGGCGCUCCCGCCGUGAUGAGCGGAUAUCUCGCUGCGGCAGAGUGGAUGAGGCUGUGA